AUGUCGUCCUUAUUUGAAAAGUGUCCAGCGUGCAAUGCAAAGACCUCGGGACAUCUGUUCUGUUCCUCGCCAUGUCGCUCGUCCUAUCUAUCGCCGUCACAUCUUCAAGGCCCACUCAAUAGCUACGGGGAUAGAAGGGACUCGUCCUCCGUGCCGUUUGAUAUCAAACGUCCGCAAGCCCCAUUGCGUAUCCAGACCUGCCAUGCUAGGUUUCCCAACCCCGGGGCUCAACAUAUCAAUCCGAAAUCGUCUGCCCAGACUGGACUGCUGAGCCCGAGCGAGCUCAAACAGUACGAAGACUAUUUCGACCAGGAUCGAACUUCGAAACGACGCAGUCUAUCUUCGUUGAACUCGAGCGAGUACUCGAUCACCGUCCUGCCGGCAGACGAAUGA
Messenger RNA from Penicillium nucicola, 393 nucleotides. RefSeq lists its product as uncharacterized. The transcript has a single exon. Lineage: Eukaryota; Fungi; Ascomycota; Eurotiomycetes; Eurotiales; Aspergillaceae. The record is from RefSeq and is a predicted model, not a curated record. The coding region runs from base 1 to 393 and encodes 130 amino acids.